This is a messenger RNA of Hemisphaericaspora subhashii, 2061 nucleotides long. RefSeq lists its product as uncharacterized. The coding region runs from base 1 to 2061 and encodes 686 amino acids. The record is from RefSeq and is a predicted model, not a curated record. NCBI's taxonomy places the organism in Eukaryota, Fungi, Ascomycota, Pichiomycetes, Serinales, Debaryomycetaceae. The transcript has a single exon. Gene Ontology annotation, cellular component: endoplasmic reticulum membrane. Gene Ontology annotation, biological process: maintenance of protein localization in endoplasmic reticulum.
AUGACUAAACAUAAAUCAAAGUCACCAAUCAAUCGAUUGGAUAAAGAGAAACAACAACAACAACAUCAGAGUGUUCCAAUAAGACAUAUAGCAAGUUCUACAGGAGUACGAUCACGAUCUGGAUCAACCUCAACAUCAUUAUCAUCAUCCCGAUCCCAUAACAAAUCAAUUGUGAAUUAUUUGUUUGGUAGUAGACGAAGAUCUAUUGAUUUAUCACUGACUGCGAAUAGUAAUGGUAGUAGUGGUCGUAGUACCAAGCUAACUAAGAAUGAAAGUAGCAGCACUAAUAGUAAUAGUAGUAAUAACACUACCAGGAAUAAAAGACGAUUGACAUCGUUAUAUAAUCUUUUAUUAAUGGAAAUGAAUUUACAAUCAACAUCUAAUCAACUGGAAUGGAUAGAUGAAGAAGAACCAAAAGGGUUAAUUGAAGAUAGUAAUUCAUUUGAAGAAUUACAAAAUAUGAUAAAGAUUCCUUAUUAUUUAGAAAAAUUUAUGAUAUUUGGAUUAUUAGUAUGUUUUAAUUCAUUCUUAACCUUAUUUACAUUGGCACCAUUAAAGAUAUUGAUUGUAAGUUGUCAAUCAAUUUAUAGUCAUUUAUUAACCAAGAAAACUCCCCAUCUUAGAUUAAUCAAAAGAGAUGUAGUUACAAUAACAAUAAUUAUAAUAUCAAUCUAUAUUUUAUCAACAACUUCAAGAUUAGAUAUUUCAAGAAUGUAUCAUGAUGUUAGAGGUCAAACCGAUAUAAAAUUAUAUGUAACGUUUGGAGUAUUAGAAGUUGCUGAGAAAUUAUGUUCAUCAAUUGGUCAAGAUAUUCUUAAUAUCUUAUAUCAAACAUCACCAACUGAUGAAUAUACAAGAUUUAUUGGAUUUUAUAUAAUUGCAAUAUUUUAUUUAUCAUUCCAUGCAUAUAUCUUAAUUUAUCAAACAGUAUCAUUAAAUGUUGCUGCUAAUUCAUAUUCAAAUGCUUUAAUGACAUUACUCCUAUCAAAUCAGUUUUCAGAAUUAAAAGGAUCAGUAUUUAAGAAAUUCGAUAGAGAAGGAUUAUUUCAAAUAACAAUGGCAGAUUUAUCAGAAAGAUUUCAAUUAUCAUUAAUGUUAGGGAUAAUUGCUCUUAGAAAUAUUUUCCAAUUAAGUGGAAGUGGGAAACAAAUUGGUUUAAUCCCAAAUAGUUGGCAAAGUUGGAAUACUUGGUUUGGUGUUAUGUUUGGUCCUGUGAUUGUUGUUAUUGGAAGUGAAAUAUUUGUGGAUUGGUUAAAACAUUGUUAUAUUUCAAAAUUUAAUAAAUUUAAACCAAAGAUAUAUCGAAAUUUCAUAUAUGUAUCGUGUUUGGAUUUCUUGGAAGUAUUUCAACCAAAAGUUAAUCGAGAAUUUACUGAUUAUAUUGUAUUGACAAGAAGAAUUGGAUUACCGUUAUUGGCUUCAGUGGUUUGUUUUUUGAGAAUGACAUUACCCGAUUUGACGAGAGUUUUUACUUUCCCCGUAACAGUUUCGAAUUCUAAAGUUCUGGCAGUUUUGGCAAGUGUAUGUCUUAUUGCUACAACUUUCUUGACAUUGCUUUUGAUAAGAGUUAUAUUGGGACUUGUAAUUUUUAAAAUGGCUAAUUAUUAUGUUGUAAGGCAUAAGAAAUAUCAAGAUCAGAUUAUAAAAUCAAUCGCUAACACCACUAGCACUACUUCAACCGCCACAGCAGUUGCCAGUCCCCAACCAAAAUCUAAACUCACCAUGAAACUAGAAUCCGUAGCUGCCAGCUCCAGCAGAAACUCAUUCCCAAAUAUCAGAACUCCCUCCCCCACACCCGGUCCCGAAGAAGACUUUUCAUCACCCUGUUCAUCCAUCCACACUUCAUUCCUUAGAGGAUCUCCAAAUACCGAGCCAUCAACCAUCAAUCCAAAAACAAGAGCCCAUCUAUAUGACCCUGACGAAAAGAUCCCGCCCACAAUUGAACAAAGAAGAAAUAAACAAUUGAUGAAAGGUCCAUUUAAUAAAUUAGAACAAGAUAAUGGUGAUGAGGGAUUAUCAAAAGUAAUGCGAUACAAGAUGGCAAGUAAAAAAAUAUGGUAA